Messenger RNA from Ilex paraguariensis (yerba mate), 1395 nucleotides. NCBI's taxonomy places the organism in Eukaryota, Viridiplantae, Streptophyta, Magnoliopsida, Aquifoliales, Aquifoliaceae. The record is from the annotation of a GenBank genome assembly.
AUGGGAGGCCAUGGAGAAUCCAUACAAAAGGUGAAUGUGACGACUCAUGUACAAAAUGUGAAUGUGACAACUCAUGUGGGCGGUUGUGGCAGCAGCAGCGCCAGCAGUGGAGGGGCAAUGCCUGGUUCCUUUAUAAAAUCCACUAAUCCAAGUAGUAAUGGUGGUAGUAGCAGCUCUGCUGAUAGCCGGGGAGGAGUAAAGGUGGGUUGUUUUACGAAAUAUUGGUAUUGUGUCCACAGCAGCAAUGGUAUGAAGAUUUGGCGGCAGGUGGGUGUGAAUGUAAUGGCGGACAAGCCUACUCAAAGGAGGAAGAGAAAGUAUAGAGGAGUGUAUGAGACUGAAGCCGAGGGUGCUGCAAGUCUGGAACGUCUAAGGAUCAAAAGAAGAGAAGCAGCAGCAUGGGUACUUGAAAAGAAACAGGUGACUUACUACUACAGAGUAAUGUUUGUUGUCUUAAUACUACAACUAUGAAAAACCUCUAAAUUCAGUGAUUGAAAUGAAUUAAAAAGCCUAAACAACCAAUUUUAAGGUGCUGUAGGCCACUCAAACAAAAAAGACUAAAAAAUUUAGUGGUUUCUUUAAGCUUCAGUGCUUCUUAUCAUGAAUCUAGGUCACAGAAUAAUCACCAAACCAUGCCUGGAUUCAAUAAUAAGAAUACGAAGAAAAAUUCUUAAAAUUCAGUGUUAAUCAUGUUCGAUCAGGCUCACAAAGCCCAACUUCUGGAACAGCUUCAGAGCCUCCGCGCCGAGAACGAAUUUCUGAAGAAAUUGCACAAUUUUCUGGAAGACAAUCAAAUGAUAGAUUUUCCUCCGAAGCCACUGAAGAGGACCAUGUCAGGACCUAUAUGAAGAAAAUGGUGUCUUUCUUUUGGAGCAGUAUGCAAUUGUAUCCUGCUAUUGUGUAUUCAUACACGCAUCCCCCAAAUUUUUUAAAUUACAGCACUUGUAGACAAACUUGGUCAUGGUCAUGGUCAAAGCACAGUUGCAAGGGAGGGUCAAUCUCUCUUUUCCUGAACAAGAUCAGUCCUGGACAAACCACCUGAAACUUCAGAUUCAGCAAUAUAUUUUGUCAUACCUAUAAAUAUGGUCACAAAAAGUUAUGAAGCCUUUGUUUCAACUUGUGGUAAGCAUAGGCAGAUCAAAGAGUCAUUAAACAUCAAUAAAUUAGACUAGAGGAUCACCUAGAAUAGCAAGGUGUGAGGUCUAAGUCCUCGGAUUCAGACACACUGAAAUACCUUAAUGCCAGACCACAAACAAAUAGAGCAUAGGUAAUGUUUGAGAGCAGAAGAACACACAGUUUCACAGAAACAUCAUUAGAACUAAGGUUUAAUUACUCCCACCAGGCUGCUGAAUUGAACAAAGUUUGCCAGUCACGAGCAAACUCACUCUUUAGUUG